This is a messenger RNA of Solanum tuberosum (potato), 1266 nucleotides long. RefSeq names its product putative late blight resistance protein homolog R1A-10. The record is from RefSeq and is a predicted model, not a curated record. Gene Ontology annotation, molecular function: ADP binding. Bases 1 to 1266 code for a protein of 421 amino acids. The transcript has a single exon. Gene Ontology annotation, biological process: defense response to other organism. NCBI's taxonomy places the organism in Eukaryota, Viridiplantae, Streptophyta, Magnoliopsida, Solanales, Solanaceae.
AUGGAGACUUGUGGAGAAGGAGCUUUUUCUUCUGGAGGACCUUCUACUCAACGUAAUUUUCCAUCAAUUGAUGAUGCUGAAGUUGUGGGCUUUGAGAAAGAUGCAGAAAUUAUAAUGAAGAAAUUGACCGGAGGAACAAAGGAGUUGCACGUCCUCUCAAUAUUUGGGAUGCCAGGACUUGGUAAAACAACUUUGGCCAUGAAAGUGUACAACAAUCCUUCUAUUGUUGGCCACUUUGAUGUUAAAGUAUGGUGUGCUGUGUCACAAUCAUAUAAUAGGAGGACGUUAUUGGUUGAGAUUUUCAAACAAGCUACAAAUUAUAAUAGUGAAAUCAAAGAGGAUGUUGACAUAGCUGAUAAGUUGCUGAAGGCUCUUAAAGGCAAGAGAUACCUCAUUGUGUUAGAUGAUACACGGGAAGUCGAGGCAUGGGAAGAUUUGGGUUUAUGUUUCCCUAAUGGUGAAUAUGGAAGUAGAGUAAUGGUAACCACUCGAAUUGAACGAGUGGCUACACAUCUUCAACAUUGUAGUGAACCUUAUUCUCUUAGAUUUCUAACUCCGGAAGAGAGUUGGGAGUUAUUGGAGAAGAAAGUAUUUCAAGGAGAGAGUUGUCCCCCGGAUCUACUGGAAGCAGGAUUACAAGUUGCCAAACAUUGCAAGGGAUUUCCUCUUGUGAUUGUCCUGAUUGCUGGAAUUAUUAUGCAAAUGGAAAGGCGUCCGUCCAUGUGGAUGGAAAUUGCAAAUGAUUUAAGUUCUUAUGUUUUAGGAGAGCAGAGUAUGAAGGUGAUACAGUCAAGUUAUGACCGUUUGGAAGACCACUUAAAGCCUUACCUUUUCUAUAUGGCAUUGUAUCCAGAAGACUGGAUGAUUCAAGUAUCGGAUUUGAUGAUGUUGUGGAUGGCUGAAGAGUUUGUACUGAAUGUCGACACAGAGAAUAUGGAGGAAGCAUCUAGAAUUUGCUUGAAUGAUCUACUUAACAGAAGCCUAGUAAUGGUUUCUCUCAGGGAUUAUGAUGGUGACGUAAUAUGCUGCAUACUUCAUGAUGUAGUGCGUGAGUUUUGCUUAAAAAAACUUACAGAAGAAAAGUUUAUGCAGCACACAGUGCCAUACAAUCCAUAUCAACAUUUGAAUUCCAUGGAACCACGGUUAGGCAUUUAUAUUCAUGAUGAUCUUGUUAAACAAUUAGAUCAUUAUGAAUAUCUGCUGGAUAAAAUUCCAAUGCUCCAGUCCAAUCUGGAAACAAAGUGCUUUGGUGAAUAUAUGCCCUAG